UCAGGGUCUACACGUCCCGUACGCGUCCAUCAGAGGGGUUACUUAAAUGCGCGCGAGCACUCCCUACCUCAGUUGCCGGGCAAGCUCUUUCCUAGCUGUAACCUAAUCCCUCAUUCGUGAAUUGAAAUUAGUAGUCUUCGGUUGUGUCAUCGGUUUAGAUCUCACCUGGAAGCAGCAUGAUGGUGGGGAAUAUCAUCAUCGGCACUGUGUUGGGCUUGGCCGUGCUAGUAGAGUCUUAUACGAGUGAAAACCUCUGCCCUGGAGGAUUGGUCAAGUGCCCGGAAUACAUGACUUGUUGUCAGCUGGCUAACAAAGAGUAUGGAUGCUGUCCAUUUUCCCAAGCUGUGUGUUGUCCAGACCAUGUACAUUGCUGCCCUCAGAAUAUGCAGUGUGACGUUGCCCAUCAAACGUGUGUAAAGGAUGGAUUUCCAUUUAAAUUCUUCUGGCAAGUUCCUGUGCAGCCAGAACUCCUUGAGGAAGUCAAUACUCCAAGUAACACUUUGGGUCACCAGACAGAGAUCAGUGAACCAGAGCAACUGGAAGAAACCUUGAAGGAAACAAAAUGUCCUGAUGAACAUAACUGUCCAGGAGAUUUUACUUGCUGCAAGAUGUACAAUGGAAAGUAUGGUUGUUGUCCAUUUGAUGGUGCUACAUGCUGUCCAGACACAUUCCACUGCUGCCCAAAAAACUUUAACUGUAACCCAAAAACUGGAGGUUGUUAUAAUAAGGUGAUGAACUUUUCCAUGAAUGCGUAUCGUCUGAAGCCAAAGUCUUCAAAAAUGACUAGCAGGAAAGUUAAAACAAAUCAAGUUCAAAAUGAUUUAACAGUUCCUGGAGGAAAGUGCCCUGAUGGUCACCCUUGCCCAAGCAUAAUGAGUUGUUGCAAGAUGCUUGGCAAAAGUUUUGGAUGCUGCCCGUAUGCUGAUGCUGUCUGUUGCACAGAUUUAAUGCAUUGCUGUCCCCAUGGAACCACCUGCAAUACCACCAUUGGAACCUGUGAUGUGCAAAAAAAUCUGAAAUGGUCUGUUCCUGCCCAAUCCCUCCAGGCUCAUAUGCUGUCUGAGGUGCCAGAAUUUAAGAUAAGUUCAGAAACUAAAUUGGAUAGUGAAGUGGGAAUAGUAUGUCCAAAUAGACAAUACCAUUGUAAUGAUGGAGAAACAUGCUGUCCAGUUGGAGGUGGAGCCUAUGGAUGUUGCCCCAUGCCUCUUGCAACUUGUUGUCCUGAUAGAGUACACUGUUGUCCCCAUGGAUAUGAUUGUGUUAAUGGUGGAUGCAGGAGAAGAGCAGAUUCUCCAAAUAAUCUUGAACUUUUGCUGAAUCAGUUCUCGGCACCAAUUAAGAUUAAAGAGGUGGAAAGCCUUGCCUUAGCAAUGCCAAGUGGUGAAAUCAGUAAUGUGGUAUGCCCUGAUAGGCAGUCACAGUGUCCUGAUGGAAACACUUGCUGUGAAAUAGCUAGUGGUGGAUUUGGUUGCUGUCCAAUGGUGCAAGCAACAUGCUGUGGUGACAUGGAAACAUGUUGUCCAUAUGGUUACUGGUGCACAGAAGGAGGCUGUGAAAGAGUGCCAGGAGUCGCUUCAAAUUUGCUACCAUUUCUGAACAAGACACCUUUGUCACCUAGUUUUUAAAGAAGAAUGAGAUAGAGUAAUGCUGCUGCCAUUGCUCAUCAAACUUUGACUCGCUUAGUAUUAUUUGUUAUUAAUUCUCUCGUCACUUGUAAGUCAUAUUUUAAAUUAAUGUCUUGAGUGUAAACAAAUAUGUCUUGAGUGUCUGCUAUAUUUAAUGAUACAUAGAAUGUAAAUUAAAAAAGGCACUCAUGAGUAAUUUGCAUCUCAUAUAUUGCAAGAGUGAAAUAUAUUAUAACCAACUUCAACAGCAAUUAACUUUAAAUCAUGUCUUGCAUUUUCCAGAAAAAAAUUAUUUAGGUGUGCAAGAUGUAAUACAAAUAUUUUUGUAUAUCACCCUUUUUACAACAAUUGUAAAUAAAUUUUUUUAUAAAAAUUUGUACUGCUUAAUAUACAAAUUUUAAGGUCA
Messenger RNA from Procambarus clarkii (red swamp crayfish), 2031 nucleotides. Its product is annotated as progranulin. NCBI's taxonomy places the organism in Eukaryota, Metazoa, Arthropoda, Malacostraca, Decapoda, Cambaridae. The record is from RefSeq and is a predicted model, not a curated record. Gene Ontology annotation, cellular component: extracellular region.